AUUGUUCUCCAAACUCUGCUGGCCUUUGCAGUUACCUGUUACGGGAUUGUGCAUAUUGCAGGAGAGUUUAAAGACAUGGAUGCUACUUCAGAGCUAAAAAAUAAGACAUUUGACACAUUAAGGAACCAUCCAUCCUUUUAUGUAUUUAAUCACCGGGGCAGAGUGUUAUUCCAGUCCCCAGACACUGUCCACUCUUCCUCCAGCCAGGAUGCUUUGUCAUCCAGCACAUCACUGAAGUUGCGAAAACUUGAACCUCUGCACCGCUAAACGAGUUUUUUUUUAUAGACAAUUCUAAAAAUAGGACACUGAGCUGUAAUAUUGGAGCUGGAUAUAAACUUUUUUUUUUUUUAAAUUUCUGGAGCAGUAUUUAUAUUGACCUUCCAGGCUUUAUAGUAAUGUGUGUGUGCGCCUGUGUAUACGCACUCGCGCAUGCACACAUACAUGAAUAUAUUAAAAAUAUAUUAAAAGGACUUUUGAACACUGGUCACAACUAAAAUUGUGAAUUGGCAAACUAUGAAAGUUACUGCUAAAAUUACGCAGUGAAAUAAUGCAUUUUACCUUUCAUUAAAGCACUAUGGUUAAACUCACUUCUGAAUUAUCAAAAUCUGUGUUACCAAAUGCAGGUGGAGGUUUGAAUGGACUAGAGAAGCACAGAAAUGGGUAUGUUGUAUUCUUUUGCCCCACAGCAAAAUGGUUGCAGGGGGCUUGCCUGCUUUGCUGCCCUCCCUGAAGCUCUCAGCUGAGUCCUUGACACGACGUGGUAAUUUCUGCAUCUCGUUUAUUAGUGCUCUGUGUGUGGAAUAUCUGGCCAGCAGAGCCAGUCAAGAUUAAUCUUUUACAAGUAGGAAUUUAGCCAACAUUUUGCCAAAGGGGUAUGGACUUGAUUUAUCAGUUAGGCAUUGACUGCAGGUUCCCUGAAAUGCUCAGAAAUAAUGAAAACCUGUAUGCUUUUUGAGAAGUCACAAUGGCUGGGCCUUAGGCCAACCAGGACACAGGACUGAUUCAUGACAGCUGUAACCCGUUCACUUCUGUCAUCAAGCUCUUCAUUUAUAUCAUCAUCAAGGUGACAGGCGGCUGGGGGAGACCGAGCUAGGGAGGGGGAAAGUGCUUUAGCAGCAUGUGCAAGGUUUGGGAUUGUGUCUUGUAAUGAUUUGAUUUCAUUUUUUUGAUCGUGCCUUUUGAUUUGGCUCCCACUCAUCGUAGGUGCUUUUAAAAACAGGAUAAAGGCAGAUUGCCCGUAGGGUUCCGGUUUGAGCAACUGAACACGCUCAACUGGUUUUUCCACUGUGCUACAUUUUUUCCCCAAUCCAAUUGUCUGUGAUCACCAGAC
Notechis scutatus (mainland tiger snake) is the source of this 1330-nucleotide messenger RNA. NCBI's taxonomy places the organism in Eukaryota, Metazoa, Chordata, Lepidosauria, Squamata, Elapidae. The record is from RefSeq and is a predicted model, not a curated record.